Molecule: messenger RNA, 1214 nt
Organism: Branchiostoma floridae (Florida lancelet)
Lineage: Eukaryota; Metazoa; Chordata; Leptocardii; Amphioxiformes; Branchiostomatidae
Product: vesicle transport protein SEC20-like
Exons: 6
Coding region: 93-791 (232 amino acids)
Biological process (GO): retrograde vesicle-mediated transport, Golgi to endoplasmic reticulum
Cellular component (GO): SNARE complex; endoplasmic reticulum
Molecular function (GO): SNAP receptor activity
Source: RefSeq, a predicted model, not a curated record
UGCUAAACUGUCAGUUUACGGCAGUCGCAAAUUAGUAUCAGUAUCAUUUUGCGACAUAAGCUGCCGUAAAAUGAGCUGGUCCUGUUGACAAAAUGGCUGCGAAUGGUGACGAAAUCGGCGACGUGCGUGUCGGUGUUUGUGUUCAGGAAAUCGUCAAACAUGAUCUGGAAGCUAAAGCGGUUAUACAGGACAUCUGGGAGUGUGGCGGUCCACUCCGUGUGCUGAAUGAGCUCAACUUUGCAGCUAAGGAGAAGUUGAAGGUGCUGAGGGAUAGGAUAGAGGACCUGGAAAGGCUAGCCAGGGAGCAGGACAGGGAGACCACAAAGAGGUUACUUCUGGAUGAUGUGGAAAAUUACAAGCAGCAAUUGAUAAGCACACAGACAACCCUGAGAAAAGCCAACUUGGCCUGUAAAAUGGCCAUUGACCGGGGAGAGAGGGAAGAUUUGUUCAAAGGAGAGGAUGAGGAAGUCAGACAAAGGAAACACACCAAGGAACAAGUGACAAAGACAGCAGGAAACCUCACAGAGAAUCUGAUGUCAAUCAGCCGGAUGAUGGCUAAUAAUGUCAAACAGAGCGAGAACACGAUGCACACUAUAGUUAGCUCUUCUAAGACGGUAGGUGACACCCAUGAAGAGUUUAAGAGCCAAGGAGGGACCAUUCAGAUCAGCCGCAAGCUCCUGUCCAAGUACAACAGGAGAGAACUCACAGACAAGCUGCUCAUCUUCCUCGCUGUGGCUUUCUUCUUUGCAACUGUCUUGUACAUCCUGAAGAAGAGAGUCUUUCCAUCUUGACACACGUGCAGGGACAGAUGGUGUCCUUGUGUGUGGUUGUGUAUGCUUCGUCAGAAGACUGUUCUUAUCUCUAAUGGACCUAUCAUUUGCCAAUAACAUAACAAGCAGCUUGCUAUGGAGGUGAUGUAUCAUAAACACAGAGAAUAACAAAGAUAUAACUUUAUGUAUUUAGCAGUACUAAUGACAAAACAAUGGAAAUGGACCAGCAUUCCUAAAGAAAGGGCAGCAAAAUAAAGGGGCUAGCAAACACACAAUGUUUGAAGAGUUCUGAACACAUACAUGUAUUUGUGCCAAAAUCAUGAAGUAAUGCUACAGUCUAUCUUUGGCACCAAAAGAGUUAGGCUAUACCUCAUGUUUGUACAAUGCAUUUAAUAAUGUCAACUUUCUGCAAAAUGUAGUUUUAUCAUUCCAAUUAUGAGCACU